Molecule: messenger RNA, 1530 nt
Organism: Anoplopoma fimbria (sablefish)
Lineage: Eukaryota; Metazoa; Chordata; Actinopteri; Perciformes; Anoplopomatidae
Gene: drc4
Product: growth arrest-specific 8
Exons: 11
Biological process (GO): flagellated sperm motility
Cellular component (GO): motile cilium; Golgi apparatus; microtubule
Molecular function (GO): microtubule binding; small GTPase binding
Source: RefSeq, a predicted model, not a curated record
UGAAACUGAAGACUUCUCUGUUUGCUAACUGGCGUGCUAGCUAGCUAGCUUCAUUAAACUAUCGUGACUUUGUCCGUCUCUCCGUGUUAAAGGAGUGAUACACACGAUGCCACCCAAAAGCAAAGGCUCAGGUCAAAAACCUGCAAAGGCCAGGACGCCCACACUGAUAGAUGGCCUUAGCAAGGAGGAGCUGUCCAAGGAGCAGCUGGAAGAGCACAUUGUGCGCCUUCGAGAGGAGCUGGACAGAGAGAGGGAAGAGAGAAACUACUUUCAGCUGGAGAGGGACAAGAUCCACACAUUUUGGGAGAUCACGGACAAACAACUAGAGGAGGUCAAGGCUGAAAAGAAGAAUUUCGACAAGGACAUAGAGGAGGAUGAGGGGCGCCACCAAGUAGAGAUCAAGGUGUAUAAGCAGAAGAUGAAGCACCUCCUGUGUGAACACCAGAACACAAUCUCUGAGAUAAAAGCAGAUGGUUUAGUCUCCACACAGGUGGUGCAGGAAGAGCAAAAACAAUUAGAGACUGAGCUUCAUAAGAACAUGAGGGACGUCGGGGUCGACAUGCAAGAGCUUGACUAUGAAAACCUUAUCAAGGAGCUUGAACUGAAACAUGAUGAGGAAAUGACUAAAACAAGGAACAGCUGGGAGAAGCAAAUUGCAGAAACCCAAGCAAAGUAUGAUAAAAAGAUGGAGUUGCUGCCAGUAGACCUGGACAACAUGACGAAAAAUGUGACCAGCGAGAGAGAAGAUCAAUGGAACAGCCACAUCAACUCUCUAAUAGAAGACCACAAAAAAGCAUUCACUGUUGCUGAUGCAUUCAUUUUAUCCAUGAAACAGGAUGUGGAUUUAAACGAGUCACUCAAGACACAAAUUGAUGAGAUGGACAUGAAACAGGAGGAGACGGAAAAGGACUUGGUUUGCCUUUUGCCGGAGAACAAACAUCUCGCUGAGCUUCUCUCGAAAGUCAAAGAGGAGAGAGCUGAAAUUGAGAAAAAAAUGAGAUACUUCGUAGAGGAUAAGUCAAAUUGUCACUGUUUUUGACAGGAUGUCAAUGAAAAGGUUAAAAAAAAGAAGCUGGAUGAACUGAAAUGGGAAUAUGAGACACUGGAACAAAAAUUCUGCAAGCUUCAGCUAGAAAGGGACGAGCUGUACAAGACGUUCACCCAAAAUAUUCAGCAGGUUCAGCAAAAAGCAGAUUGGAAGAACAUGCUGUUGGAAAGAAAGCUGAUUGGCCUGACAGACAGCCUGGAGAAGACGCAGGCUCAGCUUUUCUCUGUGCUUUCUGCUUCUAACAUGGACCAAACUGCUCUUGAUGGGGUCACUAACAAAAUUGAGAAAAAGCUUGACUCCAGUAAUAAUUCCAUCAAGAACUUGGAGUAUAAGAAAGCUCAAAUUUCCCAGGCCCGUAAGGAUUUGCUGCUGACCUAUGAAGCUAAGCAAAGGGCUCUUGGUGUCCCCGUGGAGGAGCUUUGUGUGAAGCCCUUUGAGAGCAGACUUCUUACUGGGAAAAGUCUGUAAUAGAUCGUGUGUUU